Molecule: messenger RNA, 1054 nt
Organism: Danaus plexippus (monarch butterfly)
Lineage: Eukaryota; Metazoa; Arthropoda; Insecta; Lepidoptera; Nymphalidae
Exons: 3
Coding region: 326-1000 (224 amino acids)
Source: RefSeq, a predicted model, not a curated record
GUUAACGUCAACAUGUUUUCACAUUUUUGACGUCCGUUUAAGCUACUUUCUUGAGUCUUGACAACCAUAAAAAUAAAUAACUAUUGCACACAAAUAAUAAUUUCGUUUGUAAUUCAUCUUAUUUAGAGUGAAAAUUAACUUAUAACAUAUUAAGAGACUUCGUUUCAAAUGUAGUGUACUGAGCGAACAAAUUUAAUAGUCAUAAUCAUCCUUUUAUUUAUGAUUUUGAUAUUUUUCCCCUUUUUUAUUGAAAGACUAAUUAUAAUUUUAAGUAAAAGUAACCUUAAAAAGUUAGCUGAAAGUGUUUAGCAAUGUGUUAUUUGAGAUGAGUGCUGGACUGACUAGAUGUCGAGUAAGUUCGGACCAACUUCAUCUGUUGUUGUCGUUUAUGGAAGAGCACCGUGAUUUUGCAGCAGGGAAACAAUCCAUUUACUCGAGAUUCAGUGCCUGUAAGCUCUGGCGCCUUCUAGCCGAGCGUCUAAACGGGGCUGCAGACGAGUCAGGAGGCGCACGCAAAACACCAGAUAAGUGGUGUCGGUUUUGGGCAGAUUUAAAAUAUAAGGCACGAAAAAAGUCUGCAGCCGGAGGAGCUCUUGGGGAAUUGUCUGGUGUAGAGGAAAGACUGCAGAAUUUACUUGGUGCUCGAACAAGUGAUUCAAGCGGUGGUGGUUGUCGACGAGGCGGAAGUCACUCUGACGAGGAGCACAAGCCGGCGCUUGACGAGGAUAUGUACUCAGAGGGCUCUGGAGUGGGAGGAGGGGACGCUCCGCGUCUUGCUACGGAGGAACUGUUGGCGGAGGCCGCCAUGCGCAGUGCACUCGCUGCAGAGAAGCAGGCAGAGGCAGUCACACAGGCCGUGGAGCUGCUGCGGGACCUUGUGACCUUACUUAGGGACCGACCACCGGCGCUGCCACAACACACUUUACCGCCACACGCCGCCCCUCACGCAGCGCCGCCCGACCACACCCUGUCAAUGCAGCAUCAUCACCAUAGACUGUGACCCCACUCUCGGUUCAUUCUCUCGAUCUAUAUUCAAAUAAACUAAUCUAAACUA